AUGCACUCCAAGGGAAAGGGUAUGUCCGCGUCCGCGCUCCCCUACCGAAGGUCCCAGCCUUCUUGGUCCAAGGCCACCCCCGAGGACGUCUGUGACCAGAUCUUCAAGCUCGCCCGACGAGGUCUCUCCCCCUCCCAGAUCGGUGUCAUCCUCCGUGACUCCCAGGGUAUCCCCCAGGUCAAGUCCGUUACCGGUAACAAGAUCUUGAGGAUCCUCAAGACCAACGGUCUCGCCCCUACCCUCCCCGAGGACCUCUACCACCUCAUCAAGAAGGCUGUCUCCGUCAGGAAGCACCUCGAGCGAAACAGGGGUGACAAGGACGCCAAGUUCCGAAUGAUUCUCAUCGAGUCCAGGAUCCACCGUCUUGCGCGAUACUACAUCAAGACCCAGCAGGUCCCCGCCAACUUCAAGUACGAGGCCGCUACCGCUUCUACCCUCGUCGCCUAA
This is a messenger RNA of Cryptococcus wingfieldii CBS 7118, 447 nucleotides long. Its product is annotated as 40S ribosomal protein. The transcript is spliced from 3 exons. Gene Ontology annotation, molecular function: small ribosomal subunit rRNA binding; structural constituent of ribosome. NCBI's taxonomy places the organism in Eukaryota, Fungi, Basidiomycota, Tremellomycetes, Tremellales, Cryptococcaceae. Bases 1 to 447 code for a protein of 148 amino acids. The record is from RefSeq and is a predicted model, not a curated record. Gene Ontology annotation, cellular component: nucleolus; ribosome; cytosolic small ribosomal subunit. Gene Ontology annotation, biological process: translation.